This is a messenger RNA of Sander lucioperca (pikeperch), 1575 nucleotides long. RefSeq names its product vasoactive intestinal peptide receptor 2 (gene vipr2). Gene Ontology annotation, molecular function: G protein-coupled peptide receptor activity; vasoactive intestinal polypeptide receptor activity; peptide hormone binding. Gene Ontology annotation, biological process: cell surface receptor signaling pathway; adenylate cyclase-modulating G protein-coupled receptor signaling pathway. Lineage: Eukaryota; Metazoa; Chordata; Actinopteri; Perciformes; Percidae. Gene Ontology annotation, cellular component: plasma membrane. The transcript is spliced from 13 exons. The record is from RefSeq and is a predicted model, not a curated record. Bases 238 to 1551 code for a protein of 437 amino acids.
GGGUCACUGAUCUCUCUGCACAUUCAUUCAGCUCAGUGGGGGAUACAGAACAUCACCGGCUUCUUCUCGUUGUUUUUUUCCUCCACAUUCAUGGAUUUAAAACAAUAUUCAGCCCCCCUUAGCGGGAUGAAAGAGUCUAAAGUGGAGUUUAAAUGAAGUCCGGACUCCUGUUUUUAUUUAUUAGCUGCGUUUCUCCUGUUAGGACCUGUGACCGGGGCUUCUACCUGAGGAGUAAAGAUGAAAAGUUUGCUAUUCGUCACCUUGUGUUUCUCGACGUGUCCGCUCAUGGUUGACGGACGGCAUCCAACCUGUAACUUCCUGUUGGAGGUGGAGAGAGACCAGGCGGAGUGUCUGAGGCAGCUGAGGGAGGAGGACACUGCCGGCAGCCAUAAAGAGUCGGGAUGCAAAGGAGUGUGGGACAACAUUGCAUGCUGGAAGCAAACUGAGAUCGGAGAGACCGUCACCAUCCCCUGUCCUCGAGUCCUCAAGACUGUAUUCGGCAGAAAUGGUAACAUCAGCAGGAACUGCACGUCAGCGGGAUGGUCGGACGUUUUCCCAAACAUCACCAGCGUGUGUGGGUCGGACACCAGCCAGGACAAGUUGGUCUUCUACAUGGUCGUGCAGACAUUGUACACUCUGGGUCACAGUCUAUCUUUGAUCGCCCUCACCACAGGGAGCGCCAUCCUCUGUCUGUUCCGGAAGCUCCACUGCACCAGGAACUACAUCCACCUCAACCUCUUCUUCUCCUUCAUCCUGAGAGCUGUGGCCGUAUUGGUGAAAGACGACAUCCUCUUCAAUCGGACCUCGCAGUGCUCCAACCAGCCGUCACUGGUGGGAUGUAAGGCCAGCCUAGUGUUUUUCCAGUACUUCAUCAUGGCCAACUUCUUCUGGCUGCUGGUGGAGGGUCUGUACCUCCAUACUCUGCUGGUUGUCAUCUUCUCCGAGAACAGACACUUUAUUGUCUACAUGUUCAUCGGCUGGGGAAUCCCCACGGUAUUCGUCUCUGCGUGGGUGAUGACCAGGAUUUAUCUAGAGGACACGGGAUGCUGGGAGAGAAAUGACAACCCCACACCCAACUGGGUGAUCAACGGACCAAUCGGAUUCUCCAUUAUGGUGAACUUUAUCCUGUUCAUCAGCAUCAUUCGGAUCUUGAUUCAGAAGCUGAGGUGUCCUGAUGUGGGUGGCAACGACCAAUCACAAUACAGGAGGUUGGCCAAAUCCACUCUCCUGCUAAUCCCUUUGUUUGGGAUCCACUAUGUGGUCUUCGUUUCUCUCAGUGAAUCCAUCGCAGAGGAUUAUAAAAUAUUCUUUGACCUGGCCCUUGGAUCCUUUCAGGGUCUGGUGGUGGCCAUUCUGUACUGUUUUCUAAACAAUGAGGUUCAAGGCGAGCUAAAGAGAAAGUGGCGGAGUAUGUGUCUGAACUGCCGUCUGAGCAGAGAUCACCACUUCAACAGCACCUUGGUCUCCAGGAACGGUUCAGAGCACAUGGUACAGUUUCACCGCAACUCCCGAACCCAGUCCAUCCUGCAGUCAGAGACCACAGUGCUGUGAGGACCUGAGGGAUCCUUGGAAAAA